AUGUAUUCCUCCAAUACUGUAAUCGUGUUGAGCCUUUUGUCUGCCGUCUCAGGCGCUGCUCCGACUGCCUCAGAAGACACUGCAGGUCGAUACCCCUCGUCCUCCGUCGAAGCCCGAGAUGCCCUACCCGGAAUAAGCUGGCUGUAUGCAUCUGCCGAGUGUCAACCAUGGCAGUACGACAAUCUCGUCCGCGCCUUCACCGACGUGAGCCAGUUAAGCAUCGCAGACAACGCGAUACCGGAAGGCAACAACCCUGAGUUCGAGGACUUCUUCGGCCAAGGAUAUACAGGCAACCAAGGCGCAUUAUUUUGGGAGAUUUUCGACAACCUCAAUCGCGCUGCCAUGUUCCCAUCAACAGGCGAAGGCGGUGUGACUCCCGCAACAAAGAUAUAUCCCAGAUGCAACGACGUGGCAAACCACUGCUCCAGCCAGGCAAAAGUCUCCGCCUACACCGGUGACGCAUCUCUAUACAGCGGGCCCCCCGGCGCCUUCAUCGUCCUCUGCCCAUUCUUCUGGACCAGGGACUUCCCGCACCUUCUGGACCGCGUCGCUGGCACGCCCACCAACUCCCUGAACUCCCUCAUGACGCAGGAACACAUCGUCCUGCACGAGCUCAUGCACGCGAACGCAAUCUCCUAUGGCCCUGACGGCGGCGCAUACGACAUCCUGGACCUCAAGAGUCCCCUUCCCGGCGAAUCGGACAACCCAAACAUCCCGGGGAGUAUAUCGUCUGUGGCCGUGUACGGCGUGCAGCGUUGCAAGAAGUUCGCGGCGAAGGGGUCGCCGAAUAUUAGGACGAGAAAGAAUGCGGAUAAUUAUGCGUGGUUUGCGAGUGGGUAUUACUUCUCGAAGGCGUGGGGCGUGGCUGUUGAUGGGGGCGAGAAUAUCUUGCCACCGGCGGAGGAUCCAACUGGCUUUCUGGAGGUUAACGACGGCACUGUGUAUGGGGAUGAUUUGGUUGAGGAUGAGGAUGUAUGA
Anthostomella pinea is the source of this 978-nucleotide messenger RNA. NCBI's taxonomy places the organism in Eukaryota, Fungi, Ascomycota, Sordariomycetes, Xylariales, Xylariaceae. The record is from the annotation of a GenBank genome assembly.